GGUGAUGAACGCGGUCAAGGCGACUUCGUAUUUCAUGGGCGCUUUACCCGAGGACGGGUUGCGACGGCUGCCCAUCGUGUGCAUAGAGGACGCGGUGUUGCACCCGAGCCUGCCGCUGAUCGUGUGGUUCAUGGCGGCGCACAGUAAAGGCUGGUUCAUCCCCCCCGAGGCUCGGGGCGCGGCGGUGCGAUUCAUCGCCGAGGUUGCCGCGUGUCCGUACAAAGACCGCGAUCUCGUAGCCGCGAUCGAGGCUGACGAGGAGGACCUCGCCAGGCGGGACACCGCGAGCGGCGCGGCGGAUCCGCUGUGCAACCUCGCGGUCGCGACGCGCGACCUCUCCAACGAGAGCGCGUGUCACGUCCUGGCGCUCCUGGUCCGAGCCAAGUUUGGCGGGUUGAGGGGCGACGUGGGCAUGCUUCGCGGCGCGGCGAAGGCUUGGCGCCGGCGCUUCCUCGACGCCGAGGCCGUUGGAGACGCGGGCGUCGACUGGCACGCGAGGCUGCGCGAGGUGUACACCGCGGCGGCGGCGAAGGCUGCGGAGGCGACGGGCGGCGUGACGGGCCUGCCUGACAAGUCGCCUGGACAGACUUGGACGGCACCGCCGCUCGCCGCCGCGGCUCCGGUGGACGUGGACGUCAUCGCCGAGCGCGACGUGCCCACGUCCGCGAUCGACUUCCACGUGUCGAACAUCGUCGAGGAGCUCAUGCAGCAGGAUAAGGUUCGCGCGGCGCUGCUUCGGGCGGUGGAGCGCGCGCCGACGCUGGGCGACGACCUGGGCGAGACGCUGAGGUCGUGCAUCUGGACGCACUGCUCGAGCGUGACGGACAAGUCGACGUUUGCGUUGGGGAAAGAGACGGACGUCGUGCCGGAGACGCAGACGCAGGGCGCGUGCGAGUCCGCGCUCAGAGAUCUGUGGGAGGAGAUAGAGGGACCCGCGGAGAGCUUCCAGAGGAGGCGGAUCAAGAGGCUGUUCUUCUGAGCGUCGGACUCGCGGUUGUAAUCGUACCUGGUAGAGAGGUC
Molecule: messenger RNA, 1020 nt
Organism: Micromonas commoda
Lineage: Eukaryota; Viridiplantae; Chlorophyta; Mamiellophyceae; Mamiellales; Mamiellaceae
Exons: 1
Coding region: 5-979 (324 amino acids)
Source: RefSeq, a predicted model, not a curated record